Messenger RNA from Blepharisma stoltei, 1481 nucleotides. The record is from the annotation of a GenBank genome assembly. NCBI's taxonomy places the organism in Eukaryota, Ciliophora, Heterotrichea, Heterotrichida, Blepharismidae.
AUGUUAACUUCCCUGCUAAAAAAACUCCGGCCAAGCCCCAAUCUUGCAUCGAUAGAGCCACUUAAACCAAUUAUAAAAACAAAUAUACCAGGCCUAGAAAGCCGUGCCCUUUUAAAUAACUUAGAAACUGUAACUCAGGAUUUCCGUACAGUCAGAUUUUUUACAGAUUAUGAAAAAAGUGCAGGAAAUUUUAUAGCUGAUGCUGAUGGGAAUUUAAUACUGGAUGCCAAUGCCCAAUCUUCAUCAUUGCCAAUAGGCUAUAACCACCCAGAAUUUGUGGAAUACUUGAAAACCACCUAUAUGAGUCAUUCAAUAAUCCACAGAUCAUCCUGUGCACUAAACCCUCCUGAAGACUGGCCAGAAAAGCUAAGAGAUGUCCUUAUGCCUUUGGCACCUGAAGAUCUAAAUGAGCUUUUCAACUCUUGUGGCUGUGGAACUGGAGCUAACGAAAAUGCUUUAAAAGCUGCAUUUUUAUGAUACUAUAAAAACCAAAAUGGCUCAGAACCGACUGAAGAGCAGCUUAAAACGACAAUGGAAGGCAAAGCUCCUGGGGUGCCAAAUUACGUUAUUUUAAGCCACACUGGUGCUUCACAUGGCAAACUUCUAGGGACUUUAUCAGCAUCUUCAGCCUCAGCUGAUGCCAAAUUAGAUUUCCCUGCAUUUAAUUGGCCAACAGCACCUUUCCCAAAGCUAAAAUACCCAUUAGAAAAUUUCAUAGAAAAUAAAGGAAUUGAAGCCCAAGCAUUAGAAGACACCAGAAAUUUAUUUAAAAAUAGCCCAAAUCCUAUAGCAGGGAUUAUAUUUGAGCCAAUUAUGAACGAUGGGAACUAUUUUGCUAGCAAAUGGUAUUAUCAACAAUUGCAAAAUAUUGCUAAAGAAUUUAAAGCAGCUAUUAUUGUGGACGAAACUAAUGUAGGCUUUGGAGCUUCAGGGAAAUUAUGGUGCCAUGAGAAUUUUGGGAUCCAGCCUGACAUUAUGACUUUUUCCAAAAAAGCACAGGUAAGUGGGUAUUUUUGUAAAAAAGAAUUCAGGCCUGCAAAACCAUACCAGAUAAUGAAUAUACUAAAAAUGGCUGAUUUUGGCUUAAAUUAAUACCAUGAUUUUAUUAAAAUAAAUUCUUAUUAAUAGAGAAUACAUGGUGUGGAGACCCACUUCGUCUACAAUUGUUGGAAGGGGUGUACAAAAUAGUAAAAGAAGAUGAGUUAAUUAGCCAAGCUGGAGAAGUUGGAGAUUAUCUUCUUAAAGAACUGAUGAAAAUCCAAGGGAAAAAAGGGAAAAUCAGCAAUAUCAGAGGGAUUGGGCUGCAUAUUGGUUUUGAUAUGCCAAAUAGAGAGAUGGCUUGGAAUUUUUAUAGGAGUAUGCUGAAUAAAGGAGUUCAUGUCGGAGUUUCAAAAGAAAAUGUAAUUCAGCUUAGGCCUUCACUAAUAUUCGAAAAGAAGCAUGCAGAUAUUUUCUUAGAAGCUACAGCUGAAACUUUAUAA